CAUCCACCCUUCACUCCUCCCCCCCUCUCUCUCUCCACCCCCCCUCUCUCUCUCCAAAACCACAUUUCACAGCUGUAAACACUUUAAAACAUCCAAAACCCCAUUUCACAGUUGGAAACACUGAUGAAACAUUGUAGUCUAGUGUAAAAGUUUCGUUUCAUAGACUUAGCCCUAGUCUCUCUCUCUCUCUCUCUCUCUCUCUCUCUCUCUCCAAAAUCACUCUUAAAGCCCUAGUCUCUCUCUCUCUCCAAAAUCAUAUUCUGUGCUUCUCCUAUGGAUACCAAAAAAUGAGCUGUGUUUAAAUUCCUUUUCAUAGGUGUGUUUCUCUCUUAAACAACCUUCCAUUUUUCAAGCCCUAGAAAUUUUGUGAGAAAAAAGAGCUUAAACCCGCAAUGGGUUGUGCGCAAUCGAAGAUCGACAACGAGGAAUCCGUUGCGAGAUGCAAGGACCGGAGGAACUUCAUGAAGGAGGCGGUUUCCUUCCGAAACGCCUUUGCCGCCGGCCAAUCCGGCUACGCCGUCGCCCUGAAGAACUCCGGCGCCGCCCUCAGCGCCUACGCCCAGGGCGAGGCCGAAAACAACGACCACAACAACGACACCCACGACGCCCUAAACUACUACCACCACGGCGCCCCCGCCACUCCUCCUCCCCCGCCGCCGAUCAUGGACGCGACGACGCUGCCCCCUCCGCCGCCGCCCCUCCCGACGUUCUCUCCGAUCACGCCGCCGCUCCAGCGGUCGUCGACGAUGCCGGAGCUCGCGGUGCCGAAGAUGAACCGGAAGAUGAAGAGCGUGGCGAUAGACGAAGAGGACGAGGAGGGCUACGACGUUGGGAAUGAGGAGAGGGAUUUGCAUCGGCGGCAGAAUGGGACGCCGGAGCCGCCGCCGCCGCCGCUGCCGGAGAUGAAGGGGAUGUCUUGGGAUUUCUUCUACAUGGUCGAGAACAUGCCGGGGCCGUCGCUGAGCGAGUCGGAAGACGUAAUAAACGAGCAGAAAGAUGAGAGUGACGACAGGUUUCAUGAGGUUGAGAUGAAGACGCCGGAGAAAGUGGCGGUGGCGCGAGGGUUUGAGACGGAGGAGGAGGAAAUGGUGACCCCUGUGAAUGGGAAUGGGAACGCACAGUUCAUGCAUUCGAACACGGCCCCACAUGAUUAUAGGAGAGGGAGUAAUAGUAAUUAUGGUAAGGUGGUUGGGGGGUCCAGUGUGAAUUUGUUGAAGAUAUUGGGAGACAUUGAUGAUCAUUUCUUGAAGGCAUCAGAGGCGGCGCAAGAGGUGUCAAAGAUGCUUGAAGCCACUCGGAUGCAUUAUCACUCGAAUUUCGCAGAUAACCGAGGGCAUAUAGACCAUGCUGCAAGGGUCAUGCAAGUUAUUACAUGGAAUAAAUCAUUUAGAGGUGUACCCAAUGGUGAUGGUAUGAAGGAUGAUUUUGAUACAGAAGAAUACGAAACACAUGCCACUGUUCUGGAUAAAUUAUUAGCGUGGGAGAAAAAACUAUACGAGGAAGUAAAGGCUGGUGAGCUUAUGAAGCUCGAGUAUCAGAGGAAAGUUUCCCUGCUGAACAAACUGAAAAAACGUAAUGCUAGUACUGAAUCAUUAGAGAAGACGAAGGCAGCUGUAAGUCAUUUGCACACAAGAUAUAUAGUUGACAUGCAGUCCAUGGAUUCAACAGUUUCUGAAGUAAAUCACAUACGUGAUGAUCAGUUGUAUCCGAAGCUGGUUGGUCUUGUUAAUGGGAUGGCGAAGAUGUGGGAAUUAAUGUGCACACACCACAACGAACAGUUGAGAACUGUGACAGAUCUCAAGUCCCUUGAGAUCUCCGGAGCUCCAAAGGAAACAACCAAACACCACCUUGAGCAAACAAAAGAGCUUUGUAAUGUUAUCGAAGUAUGGCAGUCUCAAUUCGAGAAGCUAUCAACUAAUCAAAAACACUACAUCCAAGCCCUUAAUAGCUGGCUGAAGUUGAAUCUCAUCCCCAUCGAAAGCAGCUUAAAGGAGAAAAUCUCAUCGCCGCCCAGGAUCCAGAAUCCCCCAAUCCAGGUCCUCCUCCAUUCGUGGCACGAUCAUCUUGAAAAGCUCCCGGAUGAGCUUGCAAAAAGCGCAAUCGCCUCUUUUGCUGCUGUGAUAAAAACCAUUAUGUUACAUCAGGAAGAGGAGAUGAAGCUAAAGGAUAAGUGUGAGGAAACCAGGAAGGAGUUGUUGCGAAAGAGCCAGGCAUUUGAUGAUUGGUAUCAGAAGCACCAUCGAAGAACACAAAAUGAUGAUAUGGAGCCCGAUAGAGGUGAAGGUUCAAAUCACAAGGAUCCUAUUUCAGAGAAGCGGUUUGUAGUGGAGAGCUUGAAUAAGAGGUUGGAAGAGGAAGUAGAAGCUCACCGGAAGAUGUGUGUUCAGGUGAGGGAUAAAUCAUUGGGUAGUCUCAAAAUUCGGUUGCCGGAGCUCUUCAGGUCCAUGUCAGACUAUUCUCAUGCAUGUUUUGAGGGGUACGAAGGAUUGAGAUUAAUCACUCAAUCACAGAGCGGCAAUGGUCGUAGUUCAUGAGAACCUGUGAGCCCUUUCUUGUUAGGUUUGUCGUCCAUGGCUUAAAACCUUGUCUAGUUUAUGGUCUACUAAGAUUGUUUAUAUUGGUUUCUUGUUUCGCUGUCUGAAAUCUUCUUGAUCCCAUGUGGGAAAAGGUUUUGCAUCA
Molecule: messenger RNA, 2679 nt
Organism: Rhododendron vialii
Lineage: Eukaryota; Viridiplantae; Streptophyta; Magnoliopsida; Ericales; Ericaceae
Product: protein ALTERED PHOSPHATE STARVATION RESPONSE 1-like
Exons: 6
Coding region: 393-2534 (713 amino acids)
Source: RefSeq, a predicted model, not a curated record